UCAAAAACUAAAAAAAUUAUAUCUUUUAUAAAAUACUAUUGGAUCAACAUAAUAAUAUUUUUAACAAUAUUAAUAAUAUUGGUAUUGACGUUAGGAUCAAUAAUUUAUGAAACUAGGACCCAUUUUCAACUGUCAAAGGUUACAAGUAUUUUAGAAAAAGAAAUCUUUAUUAUACCGUCCACUUUAUUACCAACUAUUAGAUCAGUUGAAGAGAAACAGAGAAUUUCGUUAAUUUGCAACACCUUUAUAUUAGCAAUCGAUUUUAUAUUAUUUGUUUUCUUAUGUACAUUAAUUUUAAAAAGAAAUUUCAUUAGUAACAAAACAACCAAC
Molecule: messenger RNA, 330 nt
Organism: Dictyostelium purpureum
Lineage: Eukaryota; Evosea; Eumycetozoa; Dictyosteliales; Dictyosteliaceae
Exons: 1
Source: RefSeq, a predicted model, not a curated record